UAUUGCAUAGCGACAACAGUCUGGAAAGCUAACUAGCAAUUCUUGCGGUUUGAUUUUAGUGGUAUAUUUUGAAAUCUUAACAAUAAAAUGACUUCAAAAAAAGAUUUUCGUAUUUUAAAACUCUACGCCUCUUUGGAAUAUAUAAACGAUAAUGAUGAUAUGGAGAGAAAAAAGCUUGAAGAAAUUAAAUCUAAUUUUACAUCGUUCUUUAAAGAUCUAAAUAAAACAGGAAAAAAAGAAAACAAACUAUUGAAAAUAGUUAAGAGUAAAACCUUUCUCCAAAAAGCAGAAAUAAAGGUAGAAGAUUUUGAGGAUAUCACAGAAAACAAGAGGAUAAAUGGGGAGUCGCUGUUAUUUCGUGCAAUGUCAGUCAAAAAGGGAAGUGGUUUGCGAAAAGACACCCUUGACGAAAUUAUUAAAUUAUUGAUUGAGAAUAUUCCGGAUCUCAUCACUUUGGAACAGUUUCAUGAAUCCAAUGAGAGUACAGGAGUUACCCCCAUUCAUCUUGCCGUAGUGCAAGAGAAUCCAGAGCUCCUAUAUUUAAUGGCAAAAAGUAUAGAAAAUAGUUUUAAAGGGGUAAUAAAAAACGCAACCGGUGAAAAAUUUCAAGGCACAGUAAUGAUGGCUGGAUCUCUACUUGGCAUUGCUGCUUUGAAAUGCAAUGAGAAAAUAUUCAGCAUAAUUCUUGAGAAGUUUGAUCAUGAGAUGGAUGUUACAAAUGAAAAAGGUGAUAAUAUUAUCCAUUCUCUAAUAAAGUAUGCUUGUUUUCAACCUGAUAAACUAGACUCAGUACUCAACAUGUUAAGAUACAUCAUAUCUUGCAAAUUUCUUCCAAAUGAAUCGGGAAAACAGAAAAACAAAAUCACGAAUGAAUGCGGAUUUUAUGUGGAAAAUGACAGCAAGUACAGGAAGCAAGUUGGAAAACUAUUGAUGAUGAAAAAUAGGGAAAAGCUUACACCACUGCAACUGGCAACUAAACGGCAGCAGUUCAAAAUAUUUGAAAUUAUACUGAACCAUGAGGUAUACUUAUCACAAGAAACAAAUUGUGGUAUUUUUCAAAGAAACCAAUACGACAUCACUGAAAUAGAAACACUUGCAAUGAAACGUGACGUCAAAGGAGAAGAUAAUGAGGACAUCAAGGCCGAGCAUCACGAAUCUGUAUUGGAAUUUGUUCUUCAUCAACAAACAACUAACGCUUUUCUGUUUUCAAACGUCACUCCUUUGAAAGAAAUUAUCAAAGAAAAAUGGAAUUACUACAAACAUUGGCUUCAUGGAAGCUUUAUAGUUUAUUUGGCUUUCAUGGUUCUUCUGUCUAUUUCUGCUGUUCACAGGUCACAUUUAAAAGAAACAGUGAACAAAAAUGAUACAGCUAAGUAUUUGAACAAUGUAACGAAGAAUGUCUUUGUUACUUUUGUUUCAGUUCUUGGUCUCUUUUUUGCUGCUGUAACAAUAGUUGUCGUCAUAAUUAUAAAAACUUUUUACGCUAACCGUUUUAGUUCAAAAACGUCUACAAAGUUUUGGAGAAGAUUAAGGAUGCAUUUAAGUUUGCCAUAUUCAAAUUUCAUGUUCCGGGUGUACUUUUGUAUUCUUAGUGGUCUUUUGGCGGCUGAUUUUCUUUUUGCGGCACUUGAUGCUCAUGAAAUUCUACCUGGUUAUGAAAAUUAUUGCUUGAUCUUUGCAGUUAUUAUUGGUUGGUAUCUUGUUUUAUUUUUUCUUCAGACAUUUAAGAAGAUCAGUUUUUAUACUGUUCUUGUUCAGAGAGUUAUAACAGAUAUGUUAAAAAUGGCUUGUAUUAUGGUCAUAUUUCUCAUAGCAUUUUCCAUUGCAAUGUACAUGAUAAUGCAAGGAGCUGAUACCGAUCAGGACGAUUUUGAUGAUUUAGGAAAAACAAUUGUUAAAAUGAUAACAAUAAUGCUUGGUAUCGGAGAUUUAGAUAUACUUUUUCAAGCAAGGAAACCCAUAUUAGCUGUGCUGGUAUUUUUGCUAUUUGUUCUUCUUACAACCAUUCUUCUAUUAAAUGCACUUAUUGCAAUGAUGUCCAAUACUUGUACAGAUUUGAUGAGCAAUCAAACUGGUUAUUCAGCCUCAAAAAUGCAUUAUCGUCUCCAAAAGUUGGCUAUGAUUGUGUUUCUUGAGGGUUUUUUUCACGAUAAAUUACUUAAACGGGUCGGUGAUACCAAAACUGUCAAAAGGUAUGACAAUGAGGUAAAACAAUAUAAGAUGAAAGAUCGUUCAUUCUGGACACAAAAAAUUGUAAAGGAAGAAUUAGAAGCGGACAUUGAACCUUCGGACGAGUAUUUGCAACAUAGAGAUAGGACAGAUAUUUUAAAGAACGAACUGAUCAAAACGAUUAAACAGAGACAAAGCAAACUACCAAAAGUAAAGAUACCUAAAAUUCCGAAACAUAAAGUUUCAGAUACAUCAGCUUUUCCUUCGGAAUUCCAGACAGUACAAAAACGCCUUGACAUCAAAGAUUAUGAGCAAAGACAAUGUGAACGAUGUAUGGAUGAAAGAGUGACAUGUUUGCAGUCACAAGAAAUUAAAGAAGUCACAGAAUUUAUUUAACAUUUUGUUAGUAGAUACAAAUUAAGAUUAUACUCGAGAUAACCUAUGGCCUAUUACGCGUGUUACACUUACAUUUUACAUUAGAACCUAAAGUUCGCUCUAUAUAGUUACCCAUUU
This is a messenger RNA of Ruditapes philippinarum (Manila clam), 2682 nucleotides long. Its product is annotated as transient receptor potential cation channel subfamily V member 3-like. Gene Ontology annotation, biological process: calcium ion import across plasma membrane. The record is from RefSeq and is a predicted model, not a curated record. NCBI's taxonomy places the organism in Eukaryota, Metazoa, Mollusca, Bivalvia, Venerida, Veneridae. Gene Ontology annotation, molecular function: calcium channel activity. Gene Ontology annotation, cellular component: membrane. The transcript has 2 exons. Bases 88 to 2565 code for a protein of 825 amino acids.